This is a messenger RNA of Brassica napus (rape), 5483 nucleotides long. Its product is annotated as probable thiol methyltransferase 2. NCBI's taxonomy places the organism in Eukaryota, Viridiplantae, Streptophyta, Magnoliopsida, Brassicales, Brassicaceae. The record is from RefSeq and is a predicted model, not a curated record. Bases 944 to 1564 code for a protein of 206 amino acids. Gene Ontology annotation, molecular function: S-adenosylmethionine-dependent methyltransferase activity. The transcript is spliced from 6 exons.
AAGCUCUAUGUUUGUCUGGUUCUUUAUGGUACAGCUUUAUAGUUUCUAUGGGUUGUGGUUCCGUUUGUAGUUUCAUGGUGCAGCUUAGAUGUUUUCUCUUGAUGGGGUUUGUGUCUCCCUUAUGUGGAAUUAGGCUCUCGUAAAACUCUCGAGCUUCGUUUCUGAUUGUGUUGACUUUGUAUUCUGUUUCAAAUUUCGCCAUGGUUUAAUAUAAGAAUCUUUCAGUGAAAAAGGCUAGAAAAAUAAAAGAUUUCAUGUCUGUUUUUUCUGCACCGUGAUAUAUAAAAUAGUUUCUUAAGAUCAUUUCAAAUAACUGUCACAAAGAAUCAAAAUCUACUCGUUGUGCCUUCAAGAUUUUUUUUUUUUUAAAACCUUUGAUUCAUUUCAAUAGUCAUUUUUGCUGAACACACUAUAAACAAAUAUUUUCUCACACAGUUCAAUCACUAGAUAACUUGUGCAUAACAAACCUUAGACCAUCUCCAAAGGUGGGUUUUAGGCUGAGGCUCUAAAGCAAAAUAAGGAAAAAAAUAAAUCAAAAAUGGUAUAAUUACACAGAACCGCUGCCUAAUUGAGAGGAUGUAGAAUCAGUAAAAACCCCAUAUGUGUCCUUUUAUUAUUGGCUUAUUCCUUUUUGCCUUCUCUCUUCCGUUUCAUCAAUAUUUUUUCUUUUGGUCUGAAAAAUCUCUUGAUCAAUUGGUUGAUUACGCCGGUCGUGUUUGUUUUCCGUGGUGUGGGAAGGGAGGCAUCUUGUAGAUGGAACCGGGGCUGCUAUCAAGGAGAACGCCAUGAAAAUCGCCAUGUCGGAGAUUUUCCUCUUGAGGAAGAUCAAUCACCCCAACAUCAUUCGCUUCAUCGACAUGAACGAGUUUCGUCUUCUUUUGCUCUGUCUUUACAUGAUUGAGAUGUUGGUAGAUUACGCCGGUCGUGUUUGUCGUUGAACCUAAUGGAAACUCCGGUGAAGCUCCGGCGGUGGAAUCGUCGAGUGAUAUCUUCCAACGGUGGUUGGGAGAAGACCUGGAAAGCAGGAGCAACCCCAUGGGACUUGCUGGACCAACUCCGAUCAGUAAACAUCUCGCUGAGACGGGUUCAUUGCCUAAAGGCAGAGCUCUUGUUCCUGGUUGUAGAACGUAUGUUCUUGGACAAGGACACAGCUUUCUUAAAUAUCUUAUGUUGUGUGCUUGCCAGCAAUGAAACAUUGCAGGUUUAUGAUGUGGUGGCAGUGGCCUGCCCUGAUCGUCAUGUGGUUGGAUUAUCAAAAACUGUGAUUGAAAAAUCAUCAAAGGUGUCAACAGUUCAUCUUUGCCCAAUGCAAACUAGUGUGAGACCUCCAUGGGCACAAAGAAUAGAAAAGCUUCUGAAACCAAGUGGAGAGCUUAUAACAUUGAUGUUUCCUGUAAGCAUUACAAUGAUGGAUGAGCGUUCUGGGGGUCCUCCUUACAAAGUAUCUGUGUCUGAUUACGAGAAGGUUCUGAUUCCACUGGGAUUUGAGGCAAUGUCCAUUGUGGACAAGGAACGUGCUAUAACACCACGCAAGAUACAUCAAACUAUAGUACAAAAGCUAUAGUCCCUUUUCUAGCUCGUGAUGUCAUUAAAGGACCUUGACAAAACAAGAUCGACAAUGUCACACGUGUGAAAGUCGUAGGAAGAUCCUCUUUGCUUUUGCUACAAACCAACCAGUUUUCACGAGAAGAGGUUAUAUCUGAAACUCAAAGCUGGGUUUUACUCGAAUCUUCCACUUCUUUUGUAGUGUCUUUUGAUGUCUUAUCAUUGAUGAAACCUAAGACGCUUAGAAUCUUUCUUAUUAAUAUUUUCUUUUCAGAAAGUUAUAGGUUUCCCCCUUGAUUUAUAUAUAGUGUCUCUGAGGCUAGAGGAUGCUCAGACCAUCAAAGAUGCAUGAUUUCAAUUCAAAACGAGUUUAUAAAACCUAAGAAGCCUUUCAAGUUUAUCAAUGCAGUUGCGGACUGAUGGUUAACGAAUUCUGGUAGGAGACUGAGUUUUUGUUCAACUCUACUUCAACUCUUUUCAGGCUUUCAAAAAAAUUAAAGACUCUGAAACCGGCGAUCAAGAAACUGAGUAAAGAGAAAGUAGAAGAUAUAUAAAAAAAAAACAAAGGAGGCCUUCUCAAAGCUCUGUGAAUGCCAGACCAAGACGAUGGAAAAUCCUACCCAGCUUAAUAUGGAGGCAGAGUCUGUAGCUCUGAUCAGAUGGUCUUUCCUCUCGAGAUUGGAGAAGAAAGUUCUGAGUCAAAAAGCUAAGAUUCACUGGUUAGGAGUUGGAGAUGGUAACAAUAAAAACUUUCAUAAGGUUGCAACUAUCAGGGAGGUUCGAAAUUCCAUCAGAGAAAUUAAAAGAGCUGAUGGCUCAAUAGUAGAUAAUCAAGAAGAUAUUAAAAAGGAAGCUGUGGAGCAUUUCAACAACUUUCUAUCUCACACGCCCCCUGAUUACAAAGGUGUACGAUUGGAUGAGCUAAAAACUCUUUUGAAUUAUGAUUGUGCGCAGGAGGACAUGAACAUGCUAAUUGGUGAGGUUCCAAGGGAAGAGGUAAUGAGGGUUCUCUUUGGAAUGGCAGCAGACAAGUCUCCCGGCCCGGAUGGUUACACCAGUGAGUUCUUCAAAACUACUUGGGCACCGGUGGGGACUUUGUUACUGCAGUGAAGUCUUUCUUUGAUAAAGGGUUUCUCCCAAAAGGGAUUAACUCAACAAUAUUGACGCUCAUCCCCAAGAAAGAUGAAGCCAUUUCAAUGAAAGAUUACAGACCCAUCUCCUGCUGCAACGUGAUCUACAAGGUUAUUUCAAAAAUCUUGGCUAAUAGUUUGAAAAGGUUGCUUCCUUCAUUCAUAUCUUCGAACCAAUCGACAUUUGUCAAGGAUAGGCUGCUUAUGGAGAAUGUUUUAUUGGCAUAUGAGCUUGUUAAAAACUACCACAAGGACUCUGUCUCUGCAAGAUGUGCGGUUAAAAUAGAUAUCUCGAAGGCUUUUGACUUAGUACAGUGGUAUUUUAUGCUCUCUAUCCUUUCAGAAAUGAACCUACCAGAGAAAUUCAUCAUAUGAAUCGAGAAAUGCAUAGAUCUGGCAUUCUUCUCUGUUCAGAUUAAUGGAGAGUUAGCAGGAGACUUCGUAAAGGCUGCUCUCUCUCGCCAUAUCUAUUUGUGAUAUGUAUGCAAGUGUUGUCUAAGCUCCUAGAUAAAGCCGCAAAAGCUAAGAGUAUUGGAUACCAUCCACACUGUCAGGAACUAGCUCACUCACCUCUGUUUCGCUGAUGAUGUUCUAGUCUUCUCAGACGGGAAGCAAAGCUCUAUUGAAGGCAUCCUGAAAGUAUUUCGAAAUUAUGCGACAAUGUCUGAUCUGAAUAUCAGCCUAGAGAAGUCUACUCUCGACAUGGCGGGUAUUACUGAGGAUGAUAGCGUCGCAAUCCUGAUUUAGUUCCCAUUUGAAACAGGUUCUCUCCCGGUCAGAUAUCUAGGCCUUCCAUUGAUGUCAAAAAAGUCAGUAAAUGAUUAUGCUCCCCUGCUCUCGAGAAUAAGAUCGAAGAUCAGCUCCUGGACAGCUCGACACCUUUCCUUUGCUGGUAGACUGCAGCUGAUUGGCUCAGUGAUAUUUUGCCGGCCAGAUAUCUAGGCCUUCCAUUGAUGUCAAAAAAAGUCAGUAAAUGAUUAUGCUCCCCUGCUCUCGAGAAUAAGAUCGAAGAUCAGCUCCUGGACAGCUCAACACCUUUCUUUUGCUGGUAGACUGCAGCUUAUUGGCUCAGUGAUAUAUAGCUUGACAAACUUUCGGAUGUCAGCUUUCAGGCUUCCAAACUAGUGUAUUUAGGAAAUCAACAAAAUCUGUUCAGCCUUCCUCUGGCCAGGUCCUGUUCUAUCCACUUAAAAAACUAAGAUAGCUUGGUCAGAUUUCUGUGCGCCGAAGGAUGAAGGAGGGUUAGGGCUGAGAUCUCUGGAGGAAGCUAACAAAGUCUCCUGUUUAAAAUUGAUAUGGUGCAUUCUCUCUGCUAGGACUGCUCUGUGGGUUCAAUGGAUUCAAAAGUAUCUUAUCAGAAAAGAUUAUUUAUGAAGUGUGAAAGACACAAGCUCUUUAGGUUCUUGGAUGUGGAAGAAACUUCUAAAGUUUCGACCCUUAGCCUCGCAACUUACAAGAGUUGACAUCAGAAAUGGCCUAAUGACAUCAUUCUGGUAUGAUCAGUGGUCUUCCUUGGGUAAGCUACUUGAUCUAACAGGAGAAAGAGGUUGCAUUGAUCUUGGUAUCCCGAUAAACGCCACAUUGUAAAGGGCCGUGAAGGCUUAUCGUUGCCGAAGACACAUAACUUUUGUCUUGAUGCAAAUUGACCAGGAAAUUAUGGGACUACGGCGCCAUGACCUUGUCCACGAGGACGAUAUUUGUCUUUGGAAGAGGGAGAAUGGUGGUUUUCAUCAUGUUUUCUCCACUUCUCAAACAUGGCACCUCACUCAAUCUCAACCACCAAAGAUUCCAUGCCAUAAAGGAGUUUGGUUUCCUGAAGCUAUUUCUAAGUACUCGUUCAUUACACGGCUUGCAAUGCAUAACAGAUUGUCGACCGAAGACCGGAUCCUCAGGUGGAAUUCUCAAGUUGUUUCUACUUGCUGACUAUGUAACUCGGCUGAACAAACUAGAGACCACUUGUUCUUUGAAUGUUCCUAUUCUGCGGAAGUCUGGAGAGGAACCAUAAAAGACUUGCCCGAUCCUGGCUGUCCGAAUCAAUAGACUCCUCUGAUUUAAAAGCUGGUGACGGGGCUGCAUGGGAGAGAACCUUGAGCUUUUUGUUCAUAUACUGUUUUCAAGCAGUGGCCUAUGUUAUAUGGUUUGAAAUGAAUGCUCGUCGAGUUGGGGAGCCUUUAAAGCCCUCUAAUCUGAUGAUCCUCUAUCUGGAUAAGUUGGUUCAGAACAAAAUAUCAUCUUUGAGAAGAACAGUUGCGAGUAAGCACGAGAAGGCCAUGACAAUCUGGUUUGGGAGGAGAUGAACUUCGGUUUCUUUCAAAUUCCAUUCUAAAAUUCAAAAUAUUUAUCCUUUUUGUAGAUAAAAAAUAGCGUUAACUUGUACAAAGGUUUAUGAAGUCAAUAAAUUUAAAAUUCUUUCAGAAAAAAAAAAAGAUAACUGAUUCUGAAAUUACUUGAAGAAUACGUAGAUUGAGAAUAACAAAUAAACUAAUCUAUUUUCAUAUGAGAGAAUGGAAUAUCCCUUAGCAUCGUCCACCAGUUAGCAUAUGCCUUGCUUUGUGAUCUACGUUUCUUGAAGCAUUUAUUAUCAAGUUAUUUUAAAUAUUUUGUGAUUGGUUUAUUUUAAGAUCUAUGUAUAUAAGAAAAUUGAAGUCAAUGAUGUACUAGAUAGACAGCUAUUAACCAGAAUAUGUAUCCUAUCGGCUUGUGGUUUUAAAAUAUUACAUUAAAAUCCGCAUUAAUGCUACAUGAUCUGAUAUGAAUAGAUCAUAUUCGACGGGACUUGGUGAGCUAAAAACGAAAAUGAAACACUUU